CGGCCGUGCAGGCGGCAGCUGCCGGUGUCUCGGCUCGGUGCUCCGUGUCGCUGCUGCAGCAUGUCCCGGUGCCAGUGGCGGCCGUGCCCCCCGCCGCGGUGAUGUCGCUUCCCUGCUGCCUUUCCCCGCUAUGAAAGAUCCGCAGAGCCCCCGCAAUGACGGUGCCUUUGCUGAAGAUCGGAAUUGUCCUGAGCACUAUGGCCAUGAUCAGCAACUGGAUGUCCCAGACUCUGCCCUCUCUGGUGGGGCUCAACGCCACCAGACUUAGUGCUGCCAGCACCGGGAGCCUGGACCGCAGCACAGGGGUAUUACCGGACAAUGCUGAAGAUGGUUGGCGUGUAUUCAGCUCUGCCCCAGACAGUGAAGGCAGGUGUAUCUGCACCGUGGUGGCACCUCAGCAAACUCUGUGCUCACGUGAUGCCCGCACCAAGCAACUGAGGCAGCUCCUGGAGAAGGUGCAAAACAUGACCCAGUCCAUCGAGGUGCUGGAUCGCCGUACCCAGCGUGAUCUGCAGUACGUGGAGAAAAUGGAGACACAGAUGAGAGGCUUGGAAACAAAAUUCAAACAGGUGGAGGAGAGUCACAAAGCGCAUCUCUCCCGACAGUUUCAGGCCCUAAAAUCGAGAAUGGAUGAACUGUUGCCUUUAAUCCCCGUGCUGGAACAGUAUAAAGCUGACGCCAAGUUGGUGUUGCAGUUUAAGGCGGAGGCGACGAACCUGACGGCUGUAUUGGCCGAGCUUCAGGAGGAGAUCGGGCCGUUCGACUACGAGGAGCUCCUGGCCAGAGUCUCCAAUCUGGAGAACAGGUUACGAGCCUGCAUGCAAAAAUUAGCGUGCGGCAAACUAACGGGAAUCAGCAACCCACUCACCGUGAAAACAUCUGGAUCGAGGUUUGGUGCCUGGAUGACAGAUCCUGCCUCACCAGAGGGGGACACUAAGGUUUAUUACAUGGAUGGUUACCAUAACAACCGCUUUGUGCGUGUUUAUAAGUCCCUGCAGGAUUUCAUGGGUACGGACAAUUUCACAGUGUACCGUCUGCCUCACCCAUGGUCUGGUACUGGUCAGGUGGUUUACAACCAGACCCUGUACUUUAAUAAAUACCAGAGCCACAUCCUCAUCAAGUUCCACAUUCCCACUGAGCGGCUGCUGACUCAGAGAAGCCUGGACUACGCUGGCUAUAACAACAUGUACCCGUACUCCUGGGGAGGCCAUUCUGACAUCGACUUGAUGGUGGACGAGGGUGGGCUCUGGGCAGUCUAUGCCACCAAUCAGAAUGCUGGGAACAUCGUCAUUAGCAAGCUGGAUCUGGGAACGCUGGAGGUGAUCCGGAGCUGGAACACGGGCUAUCCCAAACGGAGUGCAGGGGAAGCCUUCAUGAUCUGUGGCACUCUGUACAUGACCAACUCACACCUGGGUGGGGCCAAGGUUUACUACUCAUACAACACCAACACUUCCACCUAUGAGUACACUGACAUCCAGUUCCAUAACCAGUACUCUCACAUCUCCAUGUUGGAUUAUAAUCCCAAAGACCGAGCCCUUUACACAUGGAAUAAUGGUCACCAGGUUCUAUAUAAUGUCACACUGUUCCACAUCAUUAAAUCUGAUGAGUUGUAAGGCCGUACAAAUUCCUUCCUUUCCACAAUGAUACAGUCAGUAUAGUGAUACAUAGAUCUGGAAGACUUGUAGAGGUGUUUAUAUAUAUUCCAUAGAAAGGACAUGUAGCCUCAUUGACGUUUUAGUUUGGUUUCUGGGCUAUUCCUGUCUCCACACAAAAGGGUUUCCUCAAUUAGCUGAUAUCUGCCCCCAGUUCCCAACUCAUAACAAUAGGUUAAUGGACGAGAUACUACCUCCCUCCCUCUGUGUUCUCAUACACUCUUCCUCUAUUCCUUAUUGUCCCUCCUCUCCCUCACCACUUCCCUCCUAACUCCCCCUCCCUAUCUUUCUCUUCCUGUCCCUCUCUCACUUUCUCUCCCCUCCCAUUCAUCCCCCCACCCCCUUCUCUCCAGUGUUGAGGAUGGUAGGACCCAAGUUGUUGCUGUUGAGCUUGGGAUCCACAGUAGGAGCAACCACAGGAACCGAACCUGCUGAUGGUCAGGGAUCUCCUCACUCGAUCUUCAAUACUUUGGCAAAUUGUAAGGGGCAGGAAACAAAACAGCGCCCCCCCAUCUCACUCGCUCCCCCCCCACCACCACCACCACCAACUUGAAAACACUUCACCUCUACAAAAAUCUAUCUCUUCUACCAGUUACUAUCAAUGACCAUGGGACUGGCUCAUUCUGGACAUGCAGCUGUCAACUAACUGGACUUCACCCCCACUGUCACUGGACUAUAAUCUUCUAUAGUGUUCCUCAGCUGCCUCAUUGUUACCUGAAAGAAGUUACUAUUUAAUCUGAAGAGAUGUAAUUAUUUGAGCAUAAGUCCAUUGCGUGAUGAGUUGUGUGUCACAGCUUGUCAGUGACACCGUGUAAAGGCCCAUUUAACAUCUGUGCGUUGGAUAACUACAGUGUGAGCUGCAUCAAAUUAACUAGACCAUAUUCCCUAUCCUAGAACCUGGUACUUUAAGACUCUGUUCUGAAUUCAACCCAGGUUGAUUUGUAGAGUUUAAUAUUUCAUAUCAGCCCGUUCUGGUGCGCAAAUCACAUCAUCACAGUAAUUAAUUCUCUUGUCAUGUACCGAUUGUCAAAAUAUUGCUUCAUUCUUUUGCAAAGCUGUGGGUUUGUGUGAGUGAAGGAGGGUGAGUGUAUCUGCAUUAUGUAUUUGUAAGUGUGUACCUCUCUGAUAGCACUCUGUGUGUGCACUGUCAAUCUGUACAUCUGAGUCUCUCUCCAUUUGUACCUGUGUGUUUGUCUUUGUUACUGUAUCUGUGUGUGUCUGUUAUAGGGUCCAUUUUGUGUGCCCAGAGUUUGGAGGUGGGGAGGUGGGCUGUCCAUAUCCAUGAGUGUGUAUGUUGGUGUCUACACAUCUCUUUUGGCCUCCAUCUGCCAAUGCCUGUCAGUUUAUGCAGGAGAGCUGGUUUGUAUCAGAGAGUGUUAAUGAAUGUGUAUGACAUUAUCUUUAUGGGCAUCUGGUGUGUUGUUUGUCUGUCUCAGUGAAUGUGUCUGGCAGUUUGUCUCAGAGUGUCAGUCUGUGAUAGUAUCUUUGCGUGAAUGAAUUAGCCAUGUUAGUGUGAGAAUGUUGGGUGUAGACGCAUUGGUUUAUGUGACUGAGGUUUUGAAUGUGUCAGUGUGUGGGUGUUGGUCUAUAUGUAGCUGUGAGGUUUUGAGUGUGUGCAUGUGUGAUGGUCCAUGUGAGUGUUAGGUUUUGAAUGUCUCAGUGUGUGUGUGUGUGUGUGUUGGUCUAUGUGAGUGUGAGGUUUUGUGUGUGUGUGUUGGUCUUUGUCAAUGUGAGGUUUUGAAUAUGUCUGUGUUGGUCUAUCUAAGUGUGUCAGUGUGUUUGUAUUGGUCUAUGUGAGUGUGAGGUUUUGUAUGUGUGUUGGUCUGUGUGAGUGUGAGGUUUUGAAUGUGUUGGUGUGUUUGUCAUAGAGAUGACAGAAACAGACCCUUUGGUCCAACCCGUCCAUGCCGACAGAUAUCCCAACCCAAUCUAGUCCCACCUGCCAGCACUUGACCCAUUUCCCUCCAAGCCCUUCCUAUCCAUGUUGAAAAAUGUGUUGCUGGAAAAUGCAGCAGGUCAGGCAGCAUCCAAGGAGCAGGAGAAUCAACGUUUCAGGCAUACGCCCUUCUUCGAUUCUCCUGCUCCUUUGAUGCUGCCUGACCUGCUGCGCUUUUCCAGCAACACAUUUUUCAGCUCUGAUCUCCAGCAUCUGCAGUCCUCACUUCCUUCCUAUCCAUGUACCCAUCCAGAUGCCUGUCAAAUGUUGCAAUCAUACUAGCCUCCACCACAUCCCCUGGCAGCUCAGUCCACACACGUCCCACCCUCUGCGUGAAAAUGUUGCCCCUUAGGUCUCUUUUAUAUCUUUCCCCUCUCACCCUAAACCUAUGCCCUUUAGUUCUGAACUCCCCCAUCCCCAGGAAAGAAACUUUGUCUAUUUAUAAACCUCUAUAAGGUCACCCCUCAGCUUCUGAUGCUCCAGGGAAAACAGCCCCAGCCUGUUCAACCUCUCCCUAUAGCUCAAAUCCUCCAACCCUGGCAACAUCCUUGUAAAUCUUUUCUGAACCCUUUCAAGUUUCACAAUAUCCUUCCAAUAGGAAGGAGACCAGAAUUGCAUGCAAUUCUGUUGUUUUUGUGUGUGUCAGUGUGUGUGUUGGUCUAUGUGAGUGUGAGGUUGUGUGUGUGUGUAAGUUGGUCUGAUUGUGAGGUUUUGAGUCUGUCAGUGAGUAUGUGUUUGUGUUGGUCUAUGUGAGUGUGAGGUUUCGAGGAUGUGGUUUUGAGUGUGUCAGUGUGUUUGUGUUGGUUUAUGUGAGUGUGAAGUUUUGUGUGUGUGUAUUGGUCUAUCUGAGUGUGAGUUUUUGAGUGUGUCAGUGAGUGUGUUUGUGUUGGUCUAUGUCAAUGUGAGAUUUUCAGUAUGUCAGUAUGUGUUUCUUUAGAAUUUUAUCUCUUGUUCUCCACCAAUGGCAGUGAAGAGAGGGGUUGGCAUGUGCUGCUACUGACUGUUGUAACAGGAAAACAGUGCGACUGUUAAAGUCAACCUCUGUAUUUGCCUCUUUCUAUUUUAUCAUUAAAAGGAGUCCAAGAUGA
This is a messenger RNA of Hemiscyllium ocellatum (epaulette shark), 4676 nucleotides long. It is a transcript of the gene olfm1b, whose product is annotated as olfactomedin 1b. Bases 156 to 1613 code for a protein of 485 amino acids. The record is from RefSeq and is a predicted model, not a curated record. The transcript has 6 exons. Lineage: Eukaryota; Metazoa; Chordata; Chondrichthyes; Orectolobiformes; Hemiscylliidae. Gene Ontology annotation, biological process: signal transduction.